AUGGAUGAGAAAGAUGACUGCUCAGUGAGCGGUUCAGCGAACAGCUCAGUGGAUCACUUAGUAAACGGCUCACUGAACGACUCAGUGAACGGCUCAGUGAACGGCUCAGUGAACGACUCAGUGAACGGCUCAGUAAACGACUCAGUGAAAGACUCAGUGAACGGCUCAGUGAACGACUCAGUGAAAGACUCAGUGAACGACUUAGUAAACUGCUUAGUGGACGGCUCGGUGAACGACUCAGUGAACGGCUCAGUAAACGGCUCAGUGAACGACUCAGUAAAAGGCUCAGUCAACGGCUCAGUUAAUGGCUCAGUGGACCGUUCAGUGGAUGGCUCAGUGGAUGGCUCAAUGGACCGCUCAGUGGACGGCUCAUUGAAUGACUCAGUGAACGGCUCAGUGGACCGCUCAGUAGACGGCUCAGUGGACCGAUCAGUAGACGGCUCAGUGAACCGCUCAGUAUACGGCUCAGUGGACCGCUCAGUGGAUGGCUCAGUUGACGGCUCAGUGAACGGCUCAGUGAACGACUCAGUGAACGCCUCAGUGAACGGCUCAGUGAACAACUCAGUGAACGGCUCAGUGAACGGCUCAGUGAACGGCUCAGUGAACGGUUCAGUGAAUCACUCAGUGAACGGCUCAGGGAACGGCUCAGUGAACAGCUAA
Messenger RNA from Hyalella azteca, 660 nucleotides. It is a transcript of the gene Srg3, whose product is annotated as hyphally regulated cell wall protein 3-like. The coding region runs from base 1 to 660 and encodes 219 amino acids. NCBI's taxonomy places the organism in Eukaryota, Metazoa, Arthropoda, Malacostraca, Amphipoda, Hyalellidae. The record is from RefSeq and is a predicted model, not a curated record. The transcript has 2 exons.